AGUAGCGUAACAUUCUCUUUCUUUUUUCGUCAUUCUCUCAAAAAUUAAAAGAUUAAAUCUUAAAUGCGACGCUCUAAUAUUUUUUGGAUGUCAUUGCAUGAAUUUCUGACUGAGCCAAAGUGUAUAUAUAUGUGAGAAGAUCUAAUUGCCCCUCCAUUCCCAUUCCCAUAUUAUUAUAAAAAAUUAAAACCGUUCUCUCUUCAUUCCUUUGUUCCAUAUUCCCUACAAAACCUCUCCUCCAUUCUCUCCAAUUCCUUCUUUUUCUUUCCAUCAUUUUCUCUUCUUUGCUUCUUUCUUCUCAUAUUUUCAACGUAAAAAAAUUUCUUUUUUUUCUUUAUGGUGGAACAAGAACUAGAAUGUUACAUACAACAACCAAAUAAAUCCAUAAUCCUCUCUAAAUUAUAACACUAGCCCUUUAAUUUCCCUCUUAAAUUAGACAAAAAAAAAAAAUUCCCUUUCAUCCAAACAUGUCCUCUACUAUGAAUGAUGAUGAUUUUAACAUACGAAAAAGCAAAUUCUCUGCUUAUGAUCGUCUUAGUUGUGAAGGCUCUCCUAUGAAAAUGUCACCAUGGAACCAAAGUUGUAAUUUAAAUAACACCAAUUUGUGCAAAAUGGAUGAUGAUGUUUCACAAAAUAAUCACAAAAUUUGCUUAAUUGGUUCACUUGUUCGUGAAGAAGGACAUAUAUAUUCUUUGGCUGCAAAAAAUGAUCUUCUUUAUACAGGGUCCGAUAGCAAAAAUAUACGUGUAUGGAAGGACAUGAAGGAAUUUUCGGGUUUUAAAUCAAAUAGUGGUCUUGUUAAAGCCAUUAUAAUUUCUGGAGAUAAGAUUUUCACCGGUCAUCAAGAUGGCAAAGUUCGAGUUUGGAAGGUACAACCUAAUAAUCCUAGUUACAAGCCUGCUGGAACUCUACCAACCUUCUUUGACAUUUUCAAGGCUUCAAUAAGGCCAAGCAACUAUUUCAUGUCAGCCAAACAUAACAGAGCCUCCAUUUGGAUCAAACAUUGGGAUGCAAUUUCUUGUUUAAGCAUGGACCAUAACCAUGGCCUUUUAUACUCUGCUUCAUGGGACAGAACAUUCAAAGUUUGGAGAGCUGACAGUUCAAAAUGCCUUGAAUCUGUCAAAGCCCAUGAAGAUGCUGUCAAUUCAGUAGUAGCUAGUGUUGAUGGUAUUAUCUAUACAGGUUCAGCUGAUGGUACUGUCAAAAUCUGGCAAAGGGAAUUUACACCAAAAACCAUAAGGCAUGUUUUGGUGCAGACACUUUUGAAUCAAGAAUGUGCUGUGACUGCUUUGGCAGUUAACAAGUCAGGUUCAGUUGUGUACUGUGGAUCAUCAGAUGGGGUUGUAAAUUUUUGGGGGAAAGAGAAGAAAAAUUGGACUCAUGGGGGUGUACUUAAAGGUCAUAAAUUGGCUGUGUUGUGUCUUGAGUCAGCAGGGAAUCUUGUUUUUAGUGGAUCAGCAGACAAAAACAUAUGUGUUUGGAGGAAAGAAGAUUCUAUUCACACAUGUUUGUCUGUGUUGACAGGACAUAGUGGGCCAGUGAAAUGUUUGGCUGUUGAAGAGGAUAAAGAAUCAACAAGAAGUGACCAAAAAUGGGUGCUUUAUAGUGGAAGUCUUGAUAAAUCUGUGAAAGUUUGGAGCGUUUCAGAAAUGGCACCUAUUAUGCAGAAUGGCCAUGGGAAUGGGGAUGUUCAAUAGGAUUUUCAGUCCUAUUUGUUAAAGUGUUGAUAUGUUUCUGUUACACUCCUUGGGAACAGAGAAGAAUUUUUAAAGAUUGGGGAUUAUUUAUGUAAUGUUGUAAGAUAUUGUACAAUUAAAUGGUGUGUAAAUUUGUUGGCCAUUUAUUUCUAUAUAAAGUUUUUGGUAUAUAGUAGAUGAAUAAAGCAAUUGUUUUUCUUUUUU
This is a messenger RNA of Lycium barbarum (goji berry), 1901 nucleotides long. RefSeq names its product protein JINGUBANG-like. Gene Ontology annotation, molecular function: protein binding. The record is from RefSeq and is a predicted model, not a curated record. Bases 468 to 1697 code for a protein of 409 amino acids. NCBI's taxonomy places the organism in Eukaryota, Viridiplantae, Streptophyta, Magnoliopsida, Solanales, Solanaceae. The transcript has 3 exons.